AUGUCGCUCAUCCGGCCCUUCUCCGCCCUCGACCUCUUCGACUUCAACGCCAUCAACCUCGACGUCUGGACCGAGACGUACGGCGUGAGCUACUACCUCAGCUACCUGAUGCACUGGGGUGACUUGUUCUCGGUGGUCGAGUCGGCUGGUGGACAGGCAAAGUGCAGAGGAAUCGGCUUGCAAGGCGCCGCAGGACGGGGAAGCGGGAGUAAGACGGCCGGAGGGUUCGGAGGAGGAGAGGGAGGGGGACUGAUGGGUUACGUGAUGGGCAAGACUGAGGGUCGAGGACGGGAUUGGCAUGGACACGUAUCGGCUAUUACCGUCUCGCCGCAACACCGACGACUAGGUCUCGCGAGCAUGAUGAUGGACUUGCUCGAAAAGGUCUCGGAGCGACAAGAAGGCUGGUUCGUCGACCUCUUCGUCCGACAAUCGAACAACCUCGCAAUAGGUCUCUACGAAUCGCUGGGCUACAUGAUCUAUCGGAGAGUGCAGGCGUACUACGGAGGCGGGCCGGGCGAGAAGGACGAGGAUGCAUACGACAUGCGGAAACCGUUGCCGCGGGAUACGGACAAGCUCUCGAUACAGCUACCGCGCGGCGCGAAGGACGGGCGAGACGUCGUAGUACAACCAGAAGACAUCGUCUUCUGA
Rhodotorula toruloides NP11 is the source of this 648-nucleotide messenger RNA. Its product is annotated as peptide alpha-N-acetyltransferase. Gene Ontology annotation, cellular component: NatB complex. The record is from RefSeq and is a predicted model, not a curated record. The transcript is spliced from 6 exons. Gene Ontology annotation, molecular function: protein-N-terminal amino-acid acetyltransferase activity. Gene Ontology annotation, biological process: N-terminal peptidyl-methionine acetylation. NCBI's taxonomy places the organism in Eukaryota, Fungi, Basidiomycota, Microbotryomycetes, Sporidiobolales, Sporidiobolaceae. The coding region runs from base 1 to 648 and encodes 215 amino acids.